UAGACCAUAGUCGUAUUCUCGGAAUUGGACUGGAACUAGCUUUCAAUGGAGGCUCAUGCGGAGUACCUUCAUCUAGUUUCCCCUCCUUCCACCACACACAAUAGAAAACUCUGUACACCGCAAAUGAGAUAUUCACGGUAGCCAUGACAGAACAUUGCAGUAUGGGCAUCCUUGGAGACCCAGGACCCGGGGGAUACUCUUCAAAGUUCUAUACGGGGAGGCUUUUACCUUUUCGUCCCACUCAUAUUUAUUCUCGCUCAUGCGGUGGGAUGCUUCGGAAGAGCUUCGGGUCCAACGAAAGCCAGCCGAUAACGUCGAUCGCUUGACCGAAACGUCGCCAUUACCAUUUCUCGAAUUUGGCUCAGGAACGGGAGCAAAUCCGAGCAAUUUUAGAAGGUCUGAUAGCAUGAAUAGAUUAGACAUAUAUGCAGAUGCUGUGAGCUGGUUAGAGGAAGCUGUUUGUGAGAGUCAAAAAAGAGACCAUGUUAAUCUUGACAUGUUGAUUUGCAACUGUGAAAAUGCAUCCCAUUGUGUUCAGAUGCUCAUACCAAUGGAGGAAGAUUCACUUAAGUUGGUAAGUACUGUGUGUACUAUAGUCUCACUUCACACUUUUUUUUUACAGACUACUUGUCUUGAGACACUUUGUAGCAAGAAAAGGCAGCUUGAUUGUGGAAAUACUUCUGACUUAGAAAUGGAUCCAAUAAAGAGUGAAAAUCAUCAGUGUAAAAGGCGAAAAAUUGCAAUUCAAGACACAGUUGUUCAGAAGGGUAGUAUUAAAUUUUGUGAUGUUGUGGGGCUCAACGAUGCAAAGCAAGCAUUGAAGGAAGCCAUCAUUAUGCCACUACAGUUCCCACAUCUGUUUACGGGUGGCCGACAACCUUGGAGAAGGAUACUACUGUAUGGACCACCAGGAACAGGUAAAACAAGGUUGGCACAAGCAGUGGCCUCAGAGAUCAACUCUAUAUUUUACAGUGUGUCCAGUUCUGAUCUAAUCUCCAGCUGGGUUGGGGAGAGUGAAAAACUUAUUAAAGAGUUAUUCCAUAAUGCAAGGAAUCAGCAAGUACAAUCUGUAAUAUUCAUAGAUGAAAUUGAUAGCAUCUGUAGAAAAAGAAGUUCGCGUGAAGAAGAGUACACACGGAGAAUAAAGACUGAGUUGCUGAAACAGAUGGAGGAGGCUGAUCACAAUUCACCUCGUCAACACUUCAUUCUGCUGUGUGCUACCAACUGCCCCUGGGAACUAGACACUGCCUUCCUAAGACGAUUUCAGAAAAGAAUAUAUAUUCCACUACCAGACAAAGAGGCACGCAUCACACUGAUAAAGAUGCACUUGGCAGCCACCCCUGCAUCACUGACCAUAGAGGACUGGUGUUUGCUAGGUCAGAAAACAGAGGGUUUCUCAGGGAGUGAUCUGUCAAACUGUACUUCAGACGCCAUGUUUGAACCAAUCCGUGAACUUGAGAAAAACGCUCACUGGAAGCUUAAUGAAGAUUUGUUUUAUGUGCCUUGCCAAGCGAUCGACGAGAACUGCAUAAACUCAUCUAUGAAAGAUCUCCCACCGGGAAAGAUUCAACCUCGCCCCGUGAAAGUUGAUGAUUUCCUGAACAUAUUGUCACACCAUACCAGCACUGUAGCAAAGGAAGACCUGCAAAGAUUUGAACAGUUUACCAUCAAUCUUGGGCAGAGAGGAUAGUUCUCAACAGCAAACCUGUCUUGAUGGUCUGUCACAACAGGGCGUUAAAUGAGUGUCCCAGUCGGAUUGGAGUCCAGGGGCCCGUUUCUAGAGGGUCCCGAAAAGUUCUCGCACCCGGAAAGCCGUAGCAAAAUCUUAAAACUUAUGAUUACAGCCGCGCUGUUUUAUUCACAAAUUCUUCAUAUGAACAGAGGCUCUCUUCACACAAGAAGUUUCAGGCACAUACACACCUCUGUUUUUAGGGUUAGGCUUUGCGGAAAAUGGCUUUGCGGACCCGAAAAGUUUCCGGGGCUUUCGGGAAACGGGCCCCAGGUCCAUUUAUCUUUCAGUGAGACUGACCACAAACAGUCCUUUGCGCCCUUUGAGAUCCUUCAAUCCAACUUGCACUAUAACACGGAUAGUGUUGGAAUCUUGAUAAACUGAUCAUAUUUUUACCAAGUUUAUUUGGAUGAAAUGAACGAAAUAUGAAAGUGGUAGUAUAUAAAUAAGAAUGGUACCAGCGUAAAAUAAAACCAUAUUUUACCUUCA
Orbicella faveolata is the source of this 2218-nucleotide messenger RNA. RefSeq lists its product as uncharacterized. Gene Ontology annotation, biological process: vacuole organization; endosomal transport. The record is from RefSeq and is a predicted model, not a curated record. NCBI's taxonomy places the organism in Eukaryota, Metazoa, Cnidaria, Anthozoa, Scleractinia, Merulinidae. Gene Ontology annotation, molecular function: ATP hydrolysis activity; ATP binding.